Molecule: messenger RNA, 2053 nt
Organism: Octopus sinensis (East Asian common octopus)
Lineage: Eukaryota; Metazoa; Mollusca; Cephalopoda; Octopoda; Octopodidae
Product: thioredoxin reductase 1, cytoplasmic
Exons: 19
Coding region: 154-1932 (592 amino acids)
Biological process (GO): glutathione metabolic process; cell redox homeostasis; cellular response to oxidative stress
Cellular component (GO): cytosol; mitochondrion
Molecular function (GO): glutathione-disulfide reductase (NADPH) activity; thioredoxin-disulfide reductase (NADPH) activity; flavin adenine dinucleotide binding
Source: RefSeq, a predicted model, not a curated record
AAAGUAGGAGGUGAUAAUAUCUGCUUUCUGAUUGGUGAGGCUGACAAAUCAGAAUUUAGCGCUAAUUCAGGUUAGACGAGUUGCUGCAUCAGUCAGUGAACGGAUCUUCCUUGUUUGUAUCGCUUGUUGGUUUUUAUCAGAAUAGCAGACAUUAUGGCUCCUAUAGGGGGUUCAGGUUCCCUAAUGGAGAUGAUUAAUGAUUAUAUUGACAAAAACAAAGUAAUGAUAUUCAGUAAAUCAACAUGUCCAUUUUGCACAAAGGCACAGCAGAUAUUUGACUCUUUGGGUGUAGAGUACAAAAAGAUAGAACUUGAUCAAAUUGCAAAUGGUGAUAAUAUUCAUUCAACUUUGAAAGAGAUGAGUGGCCAGAGGACUGUUCCAAAUAUCUUCAUCAAUAAAAAACAUAUUGGUGGCUAUGAUGACACAGCAGCACUUCAUAAAAGUGGUAAGCUGCUGGAAAUGAUAUCAUCUAAAGAAUCUUAUGAUUUUGAUUUAAUUGUCAUUGGUGGUGGAUCUGGUGGUUUAGCAGCAGCUAAGGAAGCUGCUUCAUUUGAUAAAAAAGUUGCUAUUUUUGAUUUUGUUAAACCAACACCUUUAGGCACAACCUGGGGUCUUGGAGGCACUUGUGUCAAUGUAGGGUGUAUUCCAAAAAAACUAAUGCAUCAAGCUGCUCUUUUGGGUGAAGGUGGAAAAGACAGUAAAGCUUAUGGUUGGUCAGCAGAACUAAGUGAUCAUAAUUGGGAUGUCAUGAAAAAUGCUAUACAGGAUCACAUUGGUUCCCUGAACUGGGGUUAUCGAGUUCAGCUAAGAGAGAAGAAAGUAACCUAUUAUAAUGCUUAUGCCAAGUUUGUUGGGCCACAUAAAAUUGAGGCAACUGACAAGAAAGGCAAAGUGAUUUCACUCACUGCUGAGCAUUUUCUAAUUUCUACUGGAUUGCGACCAAACUAUUUGGAAUGUCCUGGAGCAGAAGAAUAUUGUAUCACAAGUGAUGACUUGUUUUCUUUGCCUUAUUGUCCUGGAAAGACUCUUCUUGUGGGAGCUUCAUAUAUUUCCCUUGAGUGUGCAGGUUUUCUGCGAGCUUUUGGAUUAGAUGUAACUGUUAUGGUCCGCUCUAUUUUGCUGCGUGGUUUUGAUAGACAAAUGGCAGAAUUAAUUGGUGACAAUAUGGAGGAUCAUGGAAUAAAGUUUAUUAAGAAGGGUCAAGUAAAAAAGGUUGAACAACUUAAGGCUGGUGAACCUGGAAGGUUAAAAGUCACCUAUGCUACAGAGUCUGAAGAAAAAUCAGAAGAAUUUGAUACAGUAGUUUUGGCUAUUGGAAGACAAGCUCUAACCAAAGAUUUGAAUCUUGACUCUGUAGGUGUCAAAGUAAACCCAAAAAAUAAUAAAAUUAUUUGUAAUGAGUCUGAAAUGAGUAAUGUUCCAUACAUCCAUGCUGUUGGGGAUGUUUCGGAUGGAAAACCAGAGCUGACUCCAGUUGCCAUUCAGGCUGGAAUUUUACUUGCUCGUCGUUUGUUUACUACAGACAAAACAUUGUGUGACUACAACUUUAUAGCAACAACUGUUUUCACACCUCUUGAAUAUGGUUGCAUUGGAAUUUCAGAAGACACUGCAUUAGAGAAGUAUGGUGAUGAUAUUGAGGUCUAUCAUAGUAAUUUUAUACCUCUUGAAUAUACUGUUCCUCAACGUAGUGCCAAAGAAUGCUAUGUGAAAUUAAUUUGUCAGAAAUCUAAGAAUGAUAAAGUUAUUGGGUUUCAUUAUGCUGGCCCAAAUGCUGGUGAAGUGACCCAAGGAUAUGCUGUAGCUCUGCGGUUAGGAGCUACAAAGAAGGACUUUGAUGCUACUGUUGGAAUUCAUCCAACCUGUUCUGAAGUUUUUACUACCCUGGCUACCAGUAAAAGUAGUGGGAUGUCCGUAGAAGCUGGUGGUUGCUGAGGUUAAUUUGCUGCUGCCCUCUAUACACCUUGGUAAAGUAUUUAAAGUGAGAUAGUUUGUUUCAUUACUGAAUGAAACAUCUUCAAUAAUCUUUUACCAAGGUGUGGGCAGCAGCAUUGAC